Molecule: messenger RNA, 4941 nt
Organism: Polypterus senegalus (gray bichir)
Lineage: Eukaryota; Metazoa; Chordata; Cladistia; Polypteriformes; Polypteridae
Gene: aqr
Product: aquarius intron-binding spliceosomal factor
Exons: 36
Coding region: 163-4542 (1459 amino acids)
Biological process (GO): mRNA splicing, via spliceosome
Cellular component (GO): catalytic step 2 spliceosome
Molecular function (GO): helicase activity; mRNA binding
Source: RefSeq, a predicted model, not a curated record
AUUAUUUUCACGCGCACUAAAGCUUUGGAAAGACGCGCGUUGUUGUUACGCACGCUGCCAGUUGUAAUUUGACUUAAUUUUGUUAACGGACGUGAAGUCACGUCGAACGCUUAGGAAGAAAAUCGGUCCAGUAAGACCUGCACUGAAUUAAAUAUACAAAUCAUGGAUAAGCUACCCCAGACGAAGAAGUCCUUUGCACCUUCUGUUUCUCAAAUAAAUGCUGAAUUUGUAACACAGCUGGCAAAUAAAUAUUGGGCUCCCCAUGUGAAGAAGAAAUUGCCAUUUGAUAGAAAGGUGAUUGAAGAUGUAUAUCAGCAAGAAAUUGUCAAGUCCAAGUUUGCUAUCAAGAAAAUUAUGCUGCUUGAGUUCAGUCAGUAUCUGGAGAAUUACCUGUGGGUUAAUUACACCCCCAAAGUAUCCAGUGCUGCAUAUUUAAUGUCUAUUUGCUGUAUGGUUAAUGAGAAGUUUAGGGAAAAUGUCCCAGCCUGGGAGACUUUCAAGAAGAACCCUGAACACUUUCCUUACUUUUUCAAAUGUGUCCUGAAUUCUUCUUUGACUGAGGAAGGUGACAGUUUUUCAUUAAAGGAGCAAACGGUUCAAAUCCUCUUCCUUGAUCACUGCUUUAAUAGUUUGGAGGUAGAUUUGAUCAGAUCGCAAGUUCAGCAGCUGAUCUCCCUUCCUAUGUGGGUGUGUCUGUUACCUGCAAGGCUUGAGCAUGAGUUAAAAAAAGUACCAAAACUAAGAAAAUUCUGGAACCUGAUCAUGAAGAAUUAUGCCAAACUGGAUGAAAAGGCAGCUGAACAGGCUUCCAAAGAGCGAACUUUUCUUUCUUCACUCAUCAAAAAAUUUCUCAGAGUGCUGAAAUCCAUCCCAUCAUCAGGGCCGGUUUCAAUGGAAAAAGUCCACUACUGUGAAAGAUUUAUAGAGCUCAUGAUCGAUCUUGAGGCUCUGCUGCCAACAAGGCGCUGGUUUAACACCAUUCUGGAUAAUUCUCAUCUGGUGGUGCACUGUUCCUUAUCAGGCCUGGCCCAGAGAGAGAAGGAAGGACACCUUUUCUGUCAGCUCCUGGACAUGUUAAAAUUUUAUGCUGGUUUUGAAAUUAAUGAUCAGACAGGGAAUGCCCUAACUGAGAAGGAAAUGACAUCCAUGCACUAUGAGCGCAUCACAUCCUUGCAGAGGGCAGCAUUUGCUCACUUUCCAGAGCUUCAUGGUUUUGCCUUGUCAAAUGUAGCAGCAGUGGACACACGAGAUUCUUUAAUCAAACAUUUUGGAAUUCUAAGUCCUGAUACUCUCCAUCGGGUGGCAUCAUAUCUGUGUCUCCUGCCUGCUCUGCCUGAAGGUGACAUCACCACUUAUGAGAAGGAGAUGCUUUUAGAAUUACUGGUAUCCCGGCAUGAAAGGCGGAUAUCCCAAAUAGAACAGCUCAAUCAGAUGCCUCUCUAUCCUACAGAGAAGAUUAUCUGGGAUGAGAAUAUUGUACCCACUGAGUAUUAUUCUGGAGAAGGCUGUCUUGCUCUACCAAAAUUAAAUCUGCAGUUCUUGACACUUCACGACUACCUUUUGAGGAACUUUAAUCUCUUCCGUCUUGAAUCCACUUAUGAAAUCAGACAAGACAUUGAAGACGCAGUCAGCCGGAUGAAACCAUGGCAGUCUGAAUAUGGAGGAGUUGUGUUUGGCGGCUGGGCGAGGAUGGCUCAGCCAAUUGUCGCCUUUACUAUCGUGGAGGUAGCCAAGCCAAAUAUUGGAGAGAACUGGCCUGCCCGAGUACGAGCUGACGUCACCAUCAACCUCAAUAUCCGAGACCAAAUAAAGAAUGAAUGGGAAGGUCUCCGUAAACAUGAUGUUUGCUUUCUCAUUACUGUUCGUCCCACCAAGCCCUAUGGAACUCGAUUUGAUCGCAGGGAGCCUUUUGCAGAACAGACUGGCCUCAUGUAUGUACGAGGGUGUGAAAUUCAAGGCAUGCUGGAUGACCAGGGAAGAGUCAUUGAGGAAGGUCCUGAGCCUAAACCCCAUCUCAAGGGUGAUUCAAGAACUUUCCGUGUUUGGUUGGAUCCAAACCAGUAUCAGCAGGACAUGACAAAUUCUAUCCAGAAUGGUGCUGAGGAUGUCUACGAGACCUUCAACAUUAUAAUGAGAAGAAAGCCCAAAGAAAACAACUUCAAAGCUGUCCUGGAGACAAUUCGAAAUUUAAUGAAUACUGACUGUGUAGUGCCUGACUGGUUGCAUGAUAUCAUCUUGGGAUACGGAGACCCAGGGAGUGCCCACUAUUCCAAAAUGCCAAAUCAAAUACCCACUUUGGACUUCAAUGAUACAUUCCUAUCAGUUGAUCAUCUCAAGUCCUCUUUUCCUGAGAAUAAACUAUCUGUUGAAGAAGAAAAUAUGUCCCUUCAAAAACCACCCUUCAGAAUUGCAUUUCCUUUGAAAAAUGCAAAGGUGAAGAAAAGGAAAGCAGAAGAAGAACAGGAUGAGAUGAAUCUAGAAGAUUGUACAUUAAAAGUUGAGCCCCAUGUCAUUCCCAACCGAGGGCCUUAUCCAUACAAUCAGCCAAAAUGCAAUUUAAUUCAAUUCACUCCUACACAAAUUGAAGCCAUUCGGGCAGGAAUGCAGCCUGGAUUAACAAUGGUUGUAGGUCCUCCUGGAACUGGCAAAACAGAUGUUGCUGUGCAAAUCAUUUCCAACCUUUAUCAUAAUUUUCCUGAACAAAGGACACUCAUUGUAACACAUUCAAAUCAGGCUCUGAACCAGCUGUUUGAGAAAAUCAUGGCUCUCGACAUUGAUGAGCGUCACCUCCUGCGAUUGGGUCAUGGAGAGGAGGAGCUGGAAACUGAGAAGGACUUCAGCAGGUAUGGAAGAGUCAAUUAUGUCCUUGCUCGGAGACUUGAACUUCUAAGGGAGGUCGGUCGCCUUCAGGAAAGUCUUGAUGUACAUGGAGAUGUCUCCUACACUUGUGAGACAGCUGGCCACUUCUUCUUGUAUCAGGUUAUGUCACGUUGGGAGGAAUAUCUCAGCAAAGUAAAGGCAAAGCCAGGCAAGACAGUCGAUGUAGAGGAGGUCUCCAGAUAUUUCCCCUUUCACAAAUAUUUCUCUAAUGCCCCCCAACCAGUUUUUAAAGGGCGGUCUUAUGAUGAAGACAUGGACAUCGCUGAAGGCUGCUUCAGACAUAUAAGGAAGAUAUUUACUCAGCUGGAGGAGUUCAGAGCAUUUGAACUUCUGCGCAGUGGGCUUGAUAGAUCCAAGUAUCUGCUUGUGAAGGAAGCCAAGAUCAUCGCCAUGACCUGCACACAUGCAGCGCUGAAAAGACACGACCUGGUAGAGUUGGGGUUCAAGUACGACAAUAUCCUAAUGGAAGAGGCGGCACAGAUUCUCGAAAUCGAAACAUUCAUUCCUCUCUUACUCCAGAAUCCACAAGAUGGCUUCAGUCGACUUAAACGCUGGAUUAUGAUUGGUGACCACCACCAGCUUCCUCCUGUUAUUAAAAAUAUGGCCUUCCAGAAAUAUUCCAACAUGGAGCAGUCCUUGUUCACACGCUUUGUCCGGCUGGGUGUGCCAACCGUAGAUCUGGAUGCUCAAGGCAGAGCGAGAGCAAGUUUGUGCAAUUUAUACAACUGGCGUUACAAGCACUUGGGAAACCUUCCUCAUGUUCAGUUACUACCAGAAUUUCAAAGAGCCAAUGCGGGGCUUGCCUUUGAUUUCCAGCUUAUCAAUGUGGAGGACUUUAAUGGCAUUGGGGAGUCGGAACCAAAUCCUUAUUUUUACCAGAACCUUGCAGAAGCAGAGUACGCUGUGGCACUUUUCAUGUACAUGCGACUCCUGGGUUACCCGGCUGACAAGAUUAGCAUUUUGACAACCUACAAUGGACAGAAGCACCUGAUUCGUGACGUGAUAAACCAGCGCUGUGGAAACAACCCUUUCAUUGGCCGUCCCAGUAAGGUGACGACAGUCGACAGAUUCCAGGGUCAGCAGAACGACUACAUCAUCCUCUCGCUGGUUCGAACGAAAGCAGUGGGCCACCUCAGAGAUGUGCGCAGGUUGGUGGUGGCCAUGUCCAGAGCUCGGCUGGGCCUCUACAUCUUUGCCCGGGUUUCUCUCUUCCAGAACUGCUUUGAACUGACGCCUGCCUUUAACCAGCUGGCCGCCCGUCCGCUGCUGCUGCACAUCGUGCCAGAUGAGUAUUUUCCUACAGACAGAAAGAAUGGAGAUCCACCACAGCAUCAGGUGAAGGUGAUUAAGAAUAUGCCAGAAAUGGCCAACUUUGUGUACACCAUGUAUAUGCACCUGAUCCAGAGCAGUCACCACUACAGACAGCAGCAGCAACUUCUACCCCCUCCACGUCAAACACAAAUGGAAGAAUUGGGAUCAGAGGAAGAGCAGCAGGAGGAAAAAAUGCAAACUGAGAAGGACAAAGAGGCAGAAGAGACCAAAGACGCCGAGCCGACCAAAAAACCAGAGGAAGAAGAAGAAGUGCACAGCAAAAUGCCAGAGCAUCCCGGGCGAGACAGCGACAGCGAGGACAGUGACAUCGAAGGAGGCACUCAGUACUAAAGAGCCUGUCAUCCGCCAUGUGCCGUCACCUCAGAGAAGGGACUGAUGGCUUCAGACGUCCAAGACGUUCACUUUUCAAGAAAUGUGUCGAAAUGCAUUUGCUUUCCUUUCCUCAAAGUGCUGCCCGGGCUCGGCGGGCGCUCCUGUCGUCAGGCCGUGCUGUUCAUCGGUCCCGUUUUAAAUGCAGUAAGCGACUUUGGUUCAGUCUUUAUUCUCGUAAGAAUCGUGUACUUCGUCUGCUGGUGGCCUUUGGGGGCAAGUCAUCCAUGAGGACCCUUUUACAAAAGUUUGACAAUUAAAUGAAGCGCUCAGCACACACAUGGUGUCGGGUCUCUGAAUUGGCGGGUAGUCCCACCCUGGGCUCAUUGCAUUUUCCUGUGAUAAAUGAUUUAAAAUGGA